GUCCCGGCGGCCAUUGCUCCAAGAUGGCGGCGACGGCGGCGGCGGGAGCGCAGCUUAGCUGGGCUGGAACUGCCCUCCUGGAACUCCCCAAGCCUGCAACCUAGGAGAUGCAAGGACUGAGGCUCAGGCCAAAUCACAACUCAGACCCAGUGAACCCAAGGCCUGAAGAGAAUUUGGAUUCAUUUACAUUGUUCUGUGGGGACUGGAGAGACAAACUCUUAGCUUAACUGUCCUCUCCGGCUCUGACUACCAUUUCUAAGGCAAGCCCCCUGUUUCUAAUCUUGCGCCCCCUGCUGGUGUCCUGCCCUGUGUGAUGCCCCGGAGGCCCAGCUAGCCCCAGCCUUCGGCCCCAUGCGGCUCACCCGCUGCCAGGCUGCCCUGGCGGCCGCCAUCACCCUCAACCUUCUGGUCCUCUUCUAUGUCUCGUGGCUGCAGCACCAGCCUAGGAAUUCCCGGGCCCGGGGACCCCGCCGUGCCUCCGCUGCCGGCCUCCGUGUCACUGUCCUGGUGAGGGAGUUCGAGGCAUUUGACAACGCGGUGCCCGAGCUGGUAAACUCCUUCCUGCAGCAAGACCCGGCCCAGCCCGUGGUGGUGGCAGCCGACACGCUCCCCUACCCGCCCCUGGCCCUGCCCCGCAUCCCCAACGUUCGUCUGGCGCUGCUCCAGCCCGCCCUGGACCGGCCAGCCGCAGCCUCGCGCCCGGAGACCUACGUGGCCACCGAGUUCGUGGCCCUGGUACCUGAUGGGGCGCGGGCUGAGGCACCUGGCCAGCUAGAGCGCAUGGUGGAGGCGCUCCGCGCGGGAAGCGCACGUCUGGUGGCCGCCCCGGUUGCCACGGCCAACCCUGCCAGGUGCCUGGCCCUGAACGUCAGCCUGCGAGAGUGGACCGCCCGCUAUGGCGCAGCCCCCGCCGCGCCCCGCUGCGACGCCCUGGACGGAGAUGCUGUGGUGCUCCUGCGGGCCCGCGACCUCUUCAACCUCUCGGCGCCCCUGGCCCGGCCGGUGGGCACCAGCCUCUUUCUGCAGACCGCCCUUCGCGGCUGGGCGGUGCAGCUGCUGGACUUGACCUUUGCCGCGGCGCGCCAGCCCCCACUGGCCACGGCCCACGCGCGCUGGAAGGCGGAGCGCGAGGGACGCGCUCGGCGGGCGGCGCUGCUCCGCGCGCUGGGCAUCCGCCUAGUGAGCUGGGAGGGCGGGCGGCUGGAGUGGUUCGGCUGCAACAAGGAGACCACGCGCUGCUUCGGAACGGUGGUGGGCGACACGCCCGCCUACCUCUACGAGGAGCGCUGGACGCCCCCCUGCUGCCUGCGCGCGCUGCGCGAGACCGCCCGCUAUGUGGUGGGCGUGCUGGAGGCUGCGGGCGUGCGCUACUGGCUCGAGGGCGGCUCACUGCUGGGGGCCGCCCGCCACGGGGACAUCAUCCCAUGGGACUACGACGUGGACCUGGGCAUCUACUUGGAGGACGUGGGCAACUGCGAGCAGCUGCGGGGGGCAGAGGCCGGCUCGGUAGUGGAUGAGCGCGGCUUCGUAUGGGAGAAGGCGGUCGAGGGCGACUUUUUCCGCGUGCAGUACAGCGAAAGCAACCACCUGCACGUGGACCUGUGGCCCUUCUACCCCCGCAAUGGCGUCAUGACCAAGGACACGUGGCUGGACCACCGGCAGGAUGUGGAGUUCCCCGAGCACUUCCUGCAGCCGCUGGUGCCCCUGCCCUUUGCCGGCUUCGUGGCGCAGGCGCCUAACAACUACCGCCGCUUCCUGGAGCUCAAGUUCGGGCCCGGGGUCAUCGAGAACCCCCAGUACCCCAACCCGGCACUGCUGAGUCUGACGGGAAGCGGCUGAAGCCCUGAUAACCUCGCCUUUGUUUUUCGGGGGUCUGUCUGGAUGUGGAGAAGCUCUGUGUGAGUGGUGAGGGGUGGAGGGAUGUCGCGGAGAGGGGAAGGGGGAAACUGACCAAGAAAGAAAUUCGAGGGAGAGCAUGAGAGAAGGCUGACAUUGGCAGGAGGAGAGCACCAGGACGAGGAUGGGAAGCGACCUCCAGAUUUAUCAAAUAGUCAUGCCCACUGGGAGCCGUAGAUAUGCGUGGGGAAAUCCUGGGUCAUCCCAGUCAUGGAGGGAGACAGGGAUGUCACGCCGUCCCGCAGGGCCCAGCACGGCCCCAGACCCGAAAAAAGUGUCCUGCCCAAGAUUCCGAGAGCCCUGCGCUCUAGGGCAGGGGCAGAGUUUUGGAAACAGUGCAGGCUCUGGAGCCAGACUGGGAAGAUUCAAAUCCUGGCUCUAUCGCUUCGGAGCCCGGUGGGCCUGGGGGGGCGUCGCCGUUUCUCUGUGCCUCAGUUGCUUCCAGGAUGCGGGACCCUUGGCUGCAGGGGUUGCUUCCGCCACUAGAGGGCGCGCCGGUCCCGCUCCUGGUGGCCCACUGUGGCUGCCGGGGCGACUGUACGCCCAGGGCCUCUGUUCCAUAGCCAUCUUCUACUCUCUUGAGCCUUUGGACUUCUCUCCAAGCCCCUGUGGGAGGCGGACAGCAGUGACCACCGCCCCUUCUUUCCGACUGCGACCUCCUUCCCUCCUGGGAGAGCCCUGUGACCUGCAUGCUACUCUUAACUAUUCUAUUCAAGUCUUGCAGAGGAGGAAAUGCUCAGAGCUCCGAGGUGCGGCUGUGGUCGAGAACCGGGUGCUGGGCCGGGCGCGGGGGCUCACGCCUGUAAUCCCAGCACUUUGGGAGGCCGAGGUGGGAGGAUCGCUUGAGCCCAGGAGUUCAAGACCAGCCUCGGCAACAUGCGAAGACCCCGUCUCUAUUUUUAAAAAAGAAAAAGAAGCGACUUCUGAAUCUCAGCUCCACUCAUGAUUAUUACCUCAUUAUUUCAGCUGUCUGCACCUAUUUCCCCACUUGCACGGCAGGGUAGACAAUGGUUUAACCAUAGCUCACACUGAGCACCUACUGGGUACCAGGCACCAUUCUCAGUGCUUCACUUGGAUCAGCUAAUGCGUCCCUCACCUGAGCCCUCUGAAGUGACAGCUGCUAUUAUUUUCAUUAUACAGAUGAAGAAGCUGAGGCCAGAAUCGUGAAGUCACUUGCUCAAGGUCAGGCAGCUUAGGAAGGGGCAGAUCCGGGGCUUGAACCCAGGUGCUCAGGCUCUGGAGCCCACAAUUGUCUUACCCACUAUGCCCCUCUCUAGUCAUGGUGCCCAAGAGGGGCUUGGAGACCCACUUAGCAGGUGAAAGCAAUGGCAGCCUUCCUUAUUUGAUUAUGCACCUAAGAAUAAAUGGUAUUUGGGCAUGUAUUCCCAAUAUGUGUAUAUUUAUUUAUAAAUACAUACAGAUACUACUAUCUGUAUGUUAGUAAUAAAGCUUAAAUUAUUCCAUUUUAAAAUUAU
Molecule: messenger RNA, 3371 nt
Organism: Nomascus leucogenys (northern white-cheeked gibbon)
Lineage: Eukaryota; Metazoa; Chordata; Mammalia; Primates; Hylobatidae
Gene: FKRP
Product: fukutin related protein
Exons: 4
Coding region: 352-1839 (495 amino acids)
Biological process (GO): protein O-linked glycosylation via mannose
Cellular component (GO): Golgi apparatus
Source: RefSeq, a predicted model, not a curated record